UAUGCAACCAAAAAAAAUAAAUAAAAAAUAAAUAAAUAAAAAGCAAACUAUUUUCUUUGAAAGCAACACUGAUAUCCCACAUCCUUCAACGGCGAGACUCACAACCCACUUUGAUUUGAUCACAGAAAACGUGCUACACAAAUGAGGCCGAAUGAGAUGGUUUGACUUUGGUUCUUCAAUGAGGGAAAGCAGAGUAAUAAGAGUAAACAAUACAUCAACCCAUUGGUAUUCCAGUAGACAAAGGGAUGGCUCACAACUUGAGAAUCCUUCCAUUGCUCAUCGCUCUCUUGCUCAUUUCCAUGUCUCAAGGCACCGCAAUUAGGGACACUAUAACACCAACUCAGCCUCUCGGAGAUAAUGAAACUCUCAUCUCAGAGGACGGGACAUUCGCUUUAGGCUUCUUCCGACCAACUGGCAACACCAACAACUUGUACAUGGGCUUAUGGUACAACAAGAUCAAAGACAAAACAGUAGUAUGGGUUGCCAACAGGGAAAACCCUGUCAUCAACUCGAGUACUGGAUUCCUAUCCAUCUCCAUCAAUGGAAACCUUAUAAUCUCGGAUCAAAACUCCAAGGUUGUGUGGUCAUCCAACACGGCUAAUGUCACCAACCCAGUUGCACAGCUUUUAAACACCGGAAACCUGGUUGUCAGGGACUUAGAUGACAAAGAAAAUAGCUUUGCAUGGCAGGGCUUUGACUAUCCAACGGACACGCUGAUAGCCGGCAUGAAGCUGGGUGUGGACUUAGUGACCGGACUUAACCGGACCUUAACAGCAUGGACCAGUGACUCAGAUCCAUCUCCUUCUCAAUACUAUGCAAUGAUGGACAUCCAUGGUGACCCACAGCUAGUCCUCUGUCAGGGUUCAAAGAAGGUGUGGCGCACCGGACCAUGGAACGGGUUCAGGUACAGUGGAGUUCCGGACACGAUCACAUACUCUGGGUUCAACUUCAGCUUCAUCAACAACAAGCAAGAGAUCACCUACUCUUUCACCACCAACCUGUCAGUUUUAUCCAGGCUGCUAGUGAACAAGUCCGGUGUUGCCCAGCGCUCGGUGUGGGUUGAGGGCGGUGGGUUCUGGAACAUCUUCUGGUACGCGCCGAGAGAUCAAUGCGACUACAUGCCACCUUGCGGUCCUUACGCCAAGUGCGAUCCUAAUAACUCGCCUAUAUGUGACUGCAUCCAGGGGUUCACGCCCAAGUUUCCGGAUAAGUGGGCGUUCAGGGAUGGGUCAGAUGGAUGCGAAAGAAAGACACCGUUGGAUUGUAAGAACGGAACAGAUGGGUUCUUGUUGGUUCCUGGGACGAAGCUACCAGAAACUUCAAACUCCACCGUGGACAUGAGUUUGAGCUUGGCUGACUGCAAGACCAAGUGCCUUAAUAAUUGUUCUUGCACUGCUUAUGCUCCGGCUGAUGUACGUAAUGGUGGGAGUGGGUGUAUACUUUGGGCUACCGAACUUACUGAUCUUAGAGUGUAUACUGGUGAUUCCUACGCGCAAAAACUGUAUGUUCGGCUGGCUGCAGCAGAUCUAGAUAAAUCCUCGUCAACCAAAUCUCAUGGGAGCGGCAAGUGGAUAAUCAUCUUAGUAACCCUUCUUGGUUUGGUACUGCUAAUAGUUGUAUGGGUUGGCUAUCUUAAACUGAGACAAAUGAAGAGAAGAAGAACCGGAGCAAUACUGGAAAUUUCCGCUUCCUUCAGUGAGCCCAGUAGUAGCAAUCAAGUUGCUGAUUCACUUCCAGGAAAAGAUAUUGAACUGCCUCUUCUUGAUUUUAACACUAUUGCUGCAGCAACUGAUUAUUUUGCUAAUGCGAAUAAAUUAGGAGAGGGCGGCUUUGGACCUGUUUAUAAGGGGAAGCUCGGAGAUGAACAAGAAAUAGCAGUGAAGAGACUUGCAAAAACUUCAGUACAAGGUCUUGAUGAGUUUAAGAAUGAGGUUAUGUUAAUUGCCAAACUUCAACACCGGAAUCUUGUUCGGCUUCUUGGUUGUUGCAUUGAAAGAGAGGAAAGACUCCUGGUUUAUGAGUAUAUGCCUAACAAAAGUUUGGAUUUCUUUCUUUUUGGUAAACCCAAAGAUGUAGUUUUUGAUUGGGAAACACGCUUCAAAAUUAUCAUGGGGAUUGCUCGUGGCCUGCUGUACCUACAUCAUGAUUCUAGAUUAAGAAUUAUUCAUAGAGAUCUUAAAGCAAGCAAUGUCCUUCUUGAUGAAGAGAUGACCCCAAAGAUUUCAGACUUUGGGAUGGCAAGGAUAUUUGGAGGAGAUGAAGCUGAAGCCAAUACUAGAAAAGUUGUUGGCACAUAUGGAUACAUGUCUCCAGAGUAUGCAAUGGAUGGGAUCUUCUCUCAAAAGUCUGAUGUGUUUAGUUUUGGAGUUUUAGUGCUGGAAAUUAUCACUGGCAAGAAGAACAGAGGGGUGUACUUAGCUGCGCCUCAUACGAACCUUUUAGAUCAUGUUUGGAAUUCAUGGAAAGAAGGGAAUAGCUUACAAAUGGUUGAUGAAUCAAUAGGUUACUCUUAUCCCAUGAAUGAAGUCAUGAGAUGCAUUAAUGUAGGACUUCUGUGUGUGCAAAACCACCCAGAGGAUAGGCCUCUCAUGUCUUCUGUUAUUCUUUUAUUGAGUAGUGACAAUACACUGCUUCCAUAUCCUAAAGAACCUGGAUUCGCAGCAAGAAGAGUUCCUCAUCAAAUGGAGACAACUUCAAGCAAACCAUAUUCAAGUUCAAUUAAUGGGAUUACAGUGACACUGUUUGAAGGGAGAUAACAUGGUAAAGAGAGAAUAUAUAUAUAUAUAUUGUAUGUAGCUCAUAUAUUGAAUAUAUAUUUAUGUAAUUUGUAUCCUUAAUUUUGUAAUAGAAGGAUGGAUAUCCGCUCCACUCUCGAUGACACAUGCAUACUUUGCUAAACUUCGUUAAAUCUCUUGUAUUUGUGUGAUUACUUUUAUUUUUUCUUUGAGAUGUAUUUUUUGGCUCAACAAUAUAUACU
Messenger RNA from Dioscorea cayenensis subsp. rotundata (Guinea yam), 2977 nucleotides. Its product is annotated as receptor-like serine/threonine-protein kinase SD1-8. NCBI's taxonomy places the organism in Eukaryota, Viridiplantae, Streptophyta, Magnoliopsida, Dioscoreales, Dioscoreaceae. The transcript has 7 exons. The coding region runs from base 246 to 2756 and encodes 836 amino acids. Gene Ontology annotation, molecular function: ATP binding; protein serine/threonine kinase activity. Gene Ontology annotation, biological process: protein phosphorylation; recognition of pollen. The record is from RefSeq and is a predicted model, not a curated record.